GCGUCCCAGCAUCUCAGUCGAUAGCAUCGAGAUCCAGAGUUUUCAGAGUUCCCAGAGAUUACCAGAACCCGAAACCAACCAAACAGAAUGUCGCACUUCGCCGUUGUCGCCGCCCUCUUCGUCUGCCUCGCCGUUAUCCUGGGGGGCCAAGGAUCCCAGGCGGCCAUUGCCCGAGUUAAGCUGGCCAAUCCCGAUCAUCCCGGCAAGUGUGUGCUGGACUCGCACACCGUCAUGUCGCCCGGACAGACCGGCAAGGCGCCCAAUCUGCCCUGUGCCAGCGCCGAGUGCCAUUCAGACAGCAUGGUGACCAUCCAGACCUGUGCCGCCGUUGCUCCGCCCAAGGGAUGCAAGCAGCGCGACUUCGUCAACGUCAACCGCAACUAUCCCGAAUGCUGCGAGCGAUCCUACGACUGCUCCAAGCACAUCUAAAGCUACUAAUCGCCAAUUUGAUAACCUUUGGUUGGUCUCUUUUUGUUUUUUUUUUUGUUUGUUUUAUUUAUUGUGUAUACUACAACAUAACAAUUAAAAUGUAAACGCUUAGCAAUACAAUUAAAUAAUUUAAUAGAAUCAUUAACAGAAAAUA
Drosophila subpulchrella is the source of this 583-nucleotide messenger RNA. RefSeq lists its product as uncharacterized. Lineage: Eukaryota; Metazoa; Arthropoda; Insecta; Diptera; Drosophilidae. The transcript has 2 exons. Bases 88 to 429 code for a protein of 113 amino acids. The record is from RefSeq and is a predicted model, not a curated record.